This is a messenger RNA of Malus domestica (apple), 1835 nucleotides long. Its product is annotated as beta-glucosidase 12-like. Gene Ontology annotation, molecular function: beta-glucosidase activity. Lineage: Eukaryota; Viridiplantae; Streptophyta; Magnoliopsida; Rosales; Rosaceae. Gene Ontology annotation, biological process: carbohydrate metabolic process. The record is from RefSeq and is a predicted model, not a curated record.
AUUAUGGCAAUGCAGUUAGGCUCUUUGCUCGUAUGUGUGGUACUACUCACUGGCUUUUCAUUGACAAAUAGCAAAGCUGAAACUACAUAUCCACCCGUCCAUUGUGACAUUCUCAACCGUAGCAGUUUUGAACCAGGGUUUAUAUUUGGUACAGCUUCAUCUGCUUACCAGGUAGAAGGUGCAUGGAAGGAAGGUGGUAGAGGACCAAGCAUAUGGGACACCUUCACCCACAACCAUCCAGAAAAAAUUAUGGAUGGCAGCAAUGGAGAUGUCGCUAUUGAUCAAUACCACCGUUAUAAGGAAGAUGUGAGGAUUAUGAAGGAUAUGGGAAUGGAUGCUUAUAGAUUUUCUAUUUCAUGGUCAAGAGUUUUACCAAAUGGAACGUUGUCUGGGGGUGUUAACACGAAGGGAAUUGAAUACUACAACAAUCUCAUCGAUGAACUCCUAGACAAUGGUCUAAAGCCAUUUGUGACAAUCUUUCACUGGGAUGUUCCCCAAACUUUAGAAGAUGAAUAUGGUGGUUUCUUAAGCUCUCGAAUUGUCGAUCACUUUAAGGACUAUGCAGAAUUAUGUUUUAAGUAUUUUGGCGAUCGAGUAAAACAUUGGAUCACAGUGAACGAGCCAUAUACAUUUACUACAAAUGGUUAUGCAACUGGAAAACACGCACCAGGACGAUGCUCUGCAUGGCAAAACUUAAACUGCACUGAUGGAAAUUCGGCUACUGAGCCAUAUUUGGUGACACACCACCAACUCCUUGCUCAUGGAGCUGCUGUAAAACUGUACAAGGAUAAAUAUCAGGAAUGCCAAAAUGGUGUCAUAGGAAUAACGUUGGUGUCACCUUGGUUUGAACCCUCUUCGAAGGCAAAGCAUGAUAUAGAUGCUGCAUUUCGAUCUUUGGAUUUUGUGUUUGGAUGGUAUAUGGACCCAUUGACGAAUGGUGACUAUCCACACAGCAUGCGGAGUCUUGUUAAAGAACGAUUGCCAAAAUUUACAGACGAAGAAUCAAAGUUAAUAAAUGGGUCAUUUGAUUUUAUUGGAGUAAAUUACUAUACUGCUAGAUAUGCGAGCAAAUUACUUCAAAAUUCUUCUGAACCUGCAAGCUACUUAUCAGAUCCUUGUGUUAAUAUUACAGCUGAGCGUAAUAAUAAGUCGAUUGGUCUGCAGGCUGGUUCAGACUGGUUAUAUGUUUACCCAAAAGGAAUUCACGAUCUGGUGGUCUAUACAAUGAAAAAGUAUAAUGACCCAUUCAUUUACAUUACUGAGAAUGGGAUUGAUGAGGUCAAUGAUCCCAACUUACCACUUGAGGAAGCCCUUAAUGAUAUCGCUAGAAUCGACUACUACCGCGAGCACCUCUGUUACCUUCGAGCAGCUAUCAAGAAAGGUGUUAAAGUUAAAGGAUACUUUGCAUGGUCAGUGCUAGACAACUUUGAAUGGAAUGAUGGAUACACAGUUCGAUUUGGUAUCAAAUUUGUAGAUUACGAUCAUGGACUAAGGAGGUACUCAAAGAAAUCGACAUAUUGGUUCAAACGUUUCCUCAACAAAGCUGGAAGAAAUCUGAAUAUUGUGGACAGCAACGUCGUUGACACUAAAUUUGUGUAUGAAGUUUAAAUUUCAAAUGAUGAAUAAAGUAGAACUCCUCUAUUGGUUGUUCUACAAGUUUCUAGCUUUUAUAGUUUAGCACUUUGAGUUAGAAUAAGUUGCAACAAUUCAUUUCAUUAUCAGUUUGUUGAAUGUGUUGCUGGUGUGUGUCGUAUUUGUAUUGCCAUAUGGCUAGUACCCCUUUGUGGUUGAAUUUUAUAUGAAUGUAAUGUACUCUUUAUGAAAAUAAAUUAUUG